AUGGAAGACGAGACGCAGUUCGAGUUGCUGGCGAAGUUCGUUUUUCAGCUGUACGACCAGCAGCAGCGGGGGGAAGUCUCGCCCGCGGCGCUGGGGUGUAUGCUGAGGUCUUUGGGCCAAGUUUGGAGUUUUGGAGAACUUUUGGAAGUUAUAAAAGCCCAAGGAGAAAGACAAGUUCGUUUUGCUGCUUUCUUUGCUGCAGCAAAGCAAAAGCGCGCAGCAGAGCGCAAGGCGCUGGCCGCAGCAGCCCGCAGCAGCAGCAGCAGCAGCAGCAGCAGCAGCAGCAGCAGCAGCAGCGUGCCCGGGCUUUCUGCGCAGGAGCAGCAGGAACUUGCUGCUUGCUUCCAGCUGCUGGACCCCGAAAAGUCAGCUGCUGCUGCAGCCAUACACAGGAGCAGCAGCAGCAGCUGCAGCAGCAGCAGCAGCAGCAGCAGCAAGCGUGUCUCGACGGUAGACACCGCGCUUCCCCAGCAGAAUCGAUUGACCCACGCUGCAGCAGCAGCAGCAGCAGCAGAAGCAGCAGCAGCAAGGAUCUCAGCCAGCGCAGCAUCUGCUGCUACCGCAACCAGAACAAUUAUUGUUUCAACGGCAGCAGCAACAACAGCAGCAGCAGCAGCAGCAGCAGAAACACAGCUGCAGACUUUUCCCCCAUCCAGCAGCAGCAGCCGCAGAAGCAGCAGCAGCAGCAGCAGCAGCAGCAAGAAUCAAACCAAUUGA
This is a messenger RNA of Eimeria necatrix, 717 nucleotides long. RefSeq lists its product as hypothetical. The record is from RefSeq and is a predicted model, not a curated record. NCBI's taxonomy places the organism in Eukaryota, Apicomplexa, Conoidasida, Eucoccidiorida, Eimeriidae. The transcript is spliced from 3 exons. Bases 1 to 717 code for a protein of 238 amino acids.